Molecule: messenger RNA, 3303 nt
Organism: Uncinocarpus reesii 1704
Lineage: Eukaryota; Fungi; Ascomycota; Eurotiomycetes; Onygenales; Onygenaceae
Exons: 1
Coding region: 1-3303 (1100 amino acids)
Cellular component (GO): nucleus
Molecular function (GO): histone deacetylase activity
Source: RefSeq, a predicted model, not a curated record
AUGUCGCCGGCAGAGCACGCUGGAUCGCCAGGGCGACAGCAGCAGCUCACAACAAACAAUGGGCGUGACCAGCUGGCGAGCUCCUUCAACCAGCUCUCGCUCGCAUCACCAGGUGCUCCGAAUCGGUCUUCCCCCUCGCGAACGCCGUCCCAAUCGUAUCGUUCCCUUGAUAGAAUCCAACCACCGCGCUAUGAAUCGUCCUCGUAUCGACCCCCCGUGCCUCGACGAACACCAAGCAUAAACUCUCUGAGAGACGAGAGGCGGGCGUCGACUCCCUCUUUAAAGAAACGAUUAUCUACCGCUUCUCUACGCUCCGUUCAGAACUCAAACGGUGUUGGCUCUCCGCGCGCGAGCACCUCCAGGCGAGCUUCCUCCCAAUUCCUCACCCCUUCGAGAACAAUGAUGCGACCCGGUUCGCCUUCGAUGUCGGAAUGUCCGUCGCCCCCUCCUCCCCUCACUGCCGCGUCAGUCGCUGCGGAUCAUUUCGCGAAAGAACUUGCGCUCCAUCAGUCUACAAAUCUACAGUCGAGAGCCGUCGUGGUACUCCAGGAUUCGUGCUUCGGACAUAGGUAUUCACGCCCAAGGACUUCCAAGGUGGGAUUGGAGUCUAUAGUUGAGCGGCCAGAGCGGCUACACGCUGCAAUUUUGGGGUUGGCAGCUGCAUAUGUUCGGAUGGGGAAGCGAUGGGGCCAUCACCGGUUUGCGCCGCACCCUGAUCUCGAUUUAAGUCGGUUGCCAGUGCCGCCCUUUCAAAUUCGCAAGACGACACGAACUAUGCCGUUGAACUCUCCCGCAGUUACCCAUGUGCACGGAGUCAAGUGGAUGGCGGAAUUGAAAACGAUGUGUGAUGCGGCAGAAUCUCGCUUGGCAGCGGGUGGGAAGGAGCUUGUCCGCCCGACCAGCUCAGGGAGCGAUGCCUCCCGUUCCGCCUCUAAAUUGCAUGAGGGUGAUUUAUACUUAUGUCCAGAGUCUUUAAACGCCUUUGAAGGGGCAUUAGGAGGCGUAUGUGAAGCCGUCGAUGCUGUUUUCGAAAACGACGCAACACGGCGCGCGUUCGUCUGUGUUCGUCCACCGGGCCACCAUUGUUCUUCGGAUUAUCCUUCUGGAUUUUGCUGGUUGAAUAAUGUGCAUGUCGGUAUUGCCCACGCUUCGAUGACCCACGGCCUAACGCACGCUGCAAUCAUUGACUUUGAUCUGCAUCACGGUGAUGGAUCCCAGACCAUUGCCUGGGAGCAGAACCAGAAAGCAAUAUCGGGACAUAGAAAUGCCCUGCCACAUCAAAAAGUCAAAAUCGGCUAUUUUAGUUUGCAUGAUAUCAACUCAUACCCUUGUGAAAGUGGUGAUGAAGAGAAAGUCAUGAACGCCAGCGUCUGCAUUGACAAUGCUCACGGCCAAUCCGUCUGGAAUGUGCACCUUGAAUCAUGGAACGAUGCUACGGAGUUUUGGCAGUUGUAUAAUACGAAGUACACGGUUCUUCUGGACAAGGCUCGUGGCUUUUUGCGAUCGCAGGCUCAGCAAAUAAGUGCUUCGACAAGUUAUGUCCGACCAAAGGCUGCGAUUUUCAUCUCCGCAGGGUUCGACGCCAGUGAAUGGGAAGGUGUUGGCAUGCAAAGGCAUCAAGUCAAUGUCCCUACAGAUUUCUACGCUAAAUUUACGUUAGAUAUCAUCCGACUCGCCGAGGAAGAGGAUCUAGCAGUGGACGGGAGAGUCAUUAGUGUUCUCGAAGGCGGAUAUAGUGACCGGGCACUAACUAGUGGAGUUUUCAGCCAUAUUUCAGCUCUUGCAGUUACGCAAAACUCGGUUGACCACACAGAAAAUAAUAGCCGCCUAAUAUCUGAGAUGUUCAAUCGCCUUGAUCUUGAGGAUCAGAGUGGACAGGGCUCAAGCUCUGGGUUGACUGAGGAGCCUGUAGCCUUCGACACGACGUGGUGGAGCGUCCCGAUGCUGGAAGAGUUGGAAGCGAUUUCCCAGCGCCCGCCUCCGCCACCUAUUCGCAAGUCUCGCGAUAAGGGACAGCCAAAUUUCUUAGCACAUACCCAAGCGUCGGCGGCGAAAGCAGUUGCGCCGGUCAAGGAUCGGGGAGCUCUGUUCUCUCACGAUGGUACUCCAGACGAACCUUACUCGGUUCCCGAAGCCGAUUGGGCAUUGGCAACGGUUGAAUUAUCCAAAGCCAUUAUACCCACUGACCGGCAGACUUUAAGCCUGAAGUAUGCCGAUUUAAAGGGGGAAAAUGGCCGUACUAAACGAGAACGCCAUUCACUGACAAGCUCUACCGAACUCGAAAGUGUUUCCGAACGCGGUCACAUGCAACUUCGGGAAAGAAAGCCCAAAGCAUCAGUAUUCCCAGAGUUGCAACCUGGAAAUUCUAGACCGGCCCGCAGCACUCGCCGGACUACUAUAGCAUCAUCUAGCGACUUACCCGAUCCCACCCUUCUCGAAACACCAAUUGAAGCUCUUGAGGAAGCUCAGGUGCCACCUCCACCACUUUCCCGAAAGCUCAGUGUAACCUCGAGCGCGGUCAGUGCGACAUCUAAAGACAGCACCACCCGAAAGCCUCGCGAGGCUCCAAAUCGCCCUGUUAGCAGAACACAAGCCCCAACCUCGAGGCCUGCAACAUCUCUGGUUUUGAAUGUCCCGAAGCAAAGGGCGGCUACGUCGGGUAGAACACCAGGAAAAAAUGGGCGGUCCCUUUCAAAAAGGGCACCUCCGCCAGAUGAAAAGCUUGAUAAUGCUAUCGAAAGCCCUAGCUCCACCCGUGCAAUCUCCCUGAAUGAAGGCAUUGACACCAUUUCGAGCGGCGUGAGGAAAAUACAACUUAGGCUGAAGGUCCCUACCCCUGAAGAGCAUGCUGCUCGAGAGGCAGCAAGAAUUGCAGAAGAACGGAGUAGGGCCGCAAGUAGACCGCCAAAGAAGAGUUCUGUGGCACGAGCACAAAAACAAUACCCAGGCAAGCCAGCGGCAAAGUCUUCCCGUACGAUGACACCUGCAGCGGCUUCAAAGGUUGAGUUGAAGCCUGUUACUAUCGAUCCACCGACAAUCCCUCUCCCGGCGGAGUCUAACCCGAUUUCGCCGACUGAGAUAUUGGUCUCAAAUACUGCUCUAAGCCCUGAAGAGCAGCGAGGCACCAACAACCAGUCUUUUCCUUCUCCGCCUCUAACACCACUUUCACCAUUUACCCAACCGCAAAAGACGGUUCAAUCAGCUCCCCCAACGACUUACACUAAGGAAAGCCUUCCCGUUUUCACUUCAACUUCUGCCAUCCCAUUUGGCCCUCCACCCGUCAAGGAUUCUGGUUCAUAUUAG